Messenger RNA from Trypanosoma rangeli, 1151 nucleotides. RefSeq names its product retrotransposon hot spot (RHS) protein. The record is from RefSeq and is a predicted model, not a curated record. The transcript has a single exon. Lineage: Eukaryota; Euglenozoa; Kinetoplastea; Trypanosomatida; Trypanosomatidae. The annotation marks the transcript as partial.
GAGGGGAAAUUCUCAAUUCACCAGAGUAUCAGCUUUUUGAAGAUGCACGCAAGCUCACAGAGAAAGGUGUGUUUUUUCUCAAUCAAUGGAAGGAAUUUGGACAGAAGGAUACGGUUCCCCUUCGUACAAAAGGAAGACUCGAUGCAGCUCUUCAGCAGGUGGAGGAGGCAGAGGAGGCGGAGAAAGAAAUACAGGAAAACGAAAAACCUCCCAGACAACCAUUACCGGAGGGAUUCUACGAAUCCGUAUUUGAUGCAACGUGGAGUCACGUCAUGGGAUUUCCUGAGGACGAAGAUGAAUACAUGGUGGUGCGAAUGGAGGUGAGAGAGGGCAAACGGCCACAAGAGUUAUGGAAGUACAUGAGGCAGAUGAAUACUUCUUUUUCAGUGAGUGGUGAUGAGCAAUUCCGUCCACCACGCGUAGAACUCAUGAUCCUUUCCUCUGAAAAGCUAUGGCCGCACUCGCUGAACCAUUCAGUACGUAUUACCAACUGCUACAUUAACAUUGAGGUGCAUCAGGUGUGGAAGAUCGUCGAGGGUGAUCUAAAAGGAGUGUUUCUCCCUGCAGAGAGAGGCCCACCAUGCAUGAGACGCCGUCUUUUGGUUGGAGCCCCCGGGGUGGGGGAGUCAAUGGCGGCUGACUCCUACCUCCUUCAUCAGCUGCUGCACCACGACGGCACGAAGCUCCAUGUGGUUGUGUUCUGCUUUGGAAGGGAUUUUGCAUACUUGUUUGACAAGAGGACACGAACGGUGACAAUAUACGAGGGUGAGAGUAAUAUUAGAGGGGUUAUGGUAAAUUUGGCUGGGAGUGGAAUGAAGGGGUAUAUCAUCAUCGAUAUGGCAAUACAUUUUCGAGAGCCAUCGAAUGAUGUUGUGCCCUCCCCUGAGUGGGGCAUCAUUACGUUGUCGUCCCCGCACGAAAAUAACUUCAAACAAUGGGCGGAGCAGGCGGAGUAUUGGAGAAGGAUGCACAUGCACACGCAUGACGUCGGACCGAUUCCACGAUGCAUCUUUCAAUUCAAUGAAUAUGAGGACCGCGUGGAGGAAAUCAAGGACAUCCUGGUACGUAUCGACGCUUCAAAUGCUGUACAUUAUGGGAUGAUUGGAGGUAUGGGAAUGUACCCUCGAAUGACGCAUCUCACAAACUUGUGA